AUGGAAGGAUAUGCCAAAGUCGCCCAUUUGAUGGCAAAGUAUGAUGAAUUUGCCAUUCUGCGUCGCUUCAAAAUUUUGAACCACCAGGAACUCCUCUACAGCCAAGCAGAAAUCGUACACCUCGAGGAACGUCUACACCGGCUUGUCGACCGAGAUGCGGCCCAUCCUGAUCGGAACUUCUAUUCAAAGGACUGGUGGACACUAGCACACGGCCUAGAUCAAGAGGGACGAGAACAGUGGCGGACGAUACGGAAGCUGAGGAAGAAGCUGGACACGUACAAUGAGCGCCUUCUCAGACAGGCCUUUCUGGCCAAGCUCGAAGGGCCAAAUAAGCUCGACCUCGAGUUUCUGCAGGAAUGGUUCCAACGCGAAUCCAUGGGUGCAUUUCCAAUUCUCGGGCCGGACAUGGAUGCUUGGAACCAUACCGAAGAUCUCGUCGCGUUGAAGCCUCGGUCACCAAAAGAUCCCACCUCGUCAUGGUUCAUUACCACCAUAUUUCCGCUCUAUCAUCGACUAAUUGGGCAGAAGUUGAAGGACCCAGAAUCACCUGAGCUUGGAGAUGGAAUAUACAACUACAAGGAAUCGAUUCUGUCUUCCGCAGCAAACGUCUUCACAACAGUCGUCGCAUCGCUGCUCCCACUGCUGUCUAUCACAGUGCUCUACGUCAUCCAGUCGAAUACCAUGAAACUCGGUGUCAUUGUGGCUUUCUCCGCUUGUUUCUCGCUGGCUCUGGCGCUAAUGACGAAUGCUAGGAGGAUUGAGAUCUUUGCUGCCACAGCUGCCUUUGCCGCUGUCAACGUGGUAUUUCUGACGAAUGGUCCGUAUCUGCAGCCUCAGUGGACCUGUAUUCAACGGAUCAAUUAA
Molecule: messenger RNA, 864 nt
Organism: Diaporthe amygdali
Lineage: Eukaryota; Fungi; Ascomycota; Sordariomycetes; Diaporthales; Diaporthaceae
Exons: 5
Coding region: 1-864 (287 amino acids)
Source: RefSeq, a predicted model, not a curated record